Messenger RNA from Pseudovirgaria hyperparasitica, 344 nucleotides. RefSeq lists its product as uncharacterized. The record is from RefSeq and is a predicted model, not a curated record. NCBI's taxonomy places the organism in Eukaryota, Fungi, Ascomycota, Dothideomycetes, Acrospermales, Acrospermaceae. The annotation marks the transcript as partial. The transcript is spliced from 2 exons.
AGUCAGGAGAUAUCUCUCAAAGGAGCAAUGGUCAUUGCCCUAUUAUGUUGGCGGAUUAUCUCGGACGUGAACCAACAGUCACCGAACGGCUUGCGAACCAGCUAUCGAAUCGUUCAAGUGAUGGAGGUCUGGCCGUUUCCCAAGUACCGCAGCGUACGCUCGACCAACCUAUUUCGCGUCCAGUUCAACAUGAUAUGAAAACAGUCGUGGUGAACGGUACGGCCGAGGAAACAAAUAGACGAUGAAGGUCGUUAGAACCUGGGAUCGACACUUUGUAUUAGCUUUGGUGGUAGCAUCCCAUAGUAGGCAGCACCUCUGCAUCAUAUGCAACAAUACCUUGCUCC